AUGACAAAUAUUAAAUUCAAGCUUACUCCAGCCCAAAAGAAGAAGUUCAAGGAUAGCUGUUUUGGCCACUUUUUGAAGUCCAACGAUAUACAAUUUAGUGGCCACAUCGUUAACAGCAUGCUAUAUAGGCAAUGCAUUUAUGACGACCAGGAUGAUAUGGUAUUUAAUUUUGGAGGUCACACCACUAGAUUUACAUGUACAGAGUUCGCAAUUAUUACAGGUUUAUAUUUUAGUUAUGAACCCAAUAGACGAGUUAACCUGUCUACGUGUAUUAGUGACAAGUAUUUUGGAGGAAAGCGAAAAGUCACUAACUCAGAGAUAAUUGAAGCUUUCAUGACCUCACAAUGUCAAGAUGAUGAUGAAGAUGAUGAUGAUAAAUUGAAGUUGGCAUUAUUAUAUUUUCUAGAGACUGUUCUUCUUGGCAACGAAAGCAUGGUCACUGAUCCCUAUAAUCACUUGAAGACGGUGGAUGAUUUAGACUACUUCAAUAAGUAUCCAUGGGGUAGUUUAUCGUAUAGUACCACCAUCAUAUCAUUAAAGAGUUCUUUUAAGUAUAGGGAGUCCAUGGCAAUGAACAAGUCAAAGACUUAUAGUUGUUUGGUGGGUGACGUAUUGGAUGCAACCGAAUAUGAGUACUCAUUCAUUGGCAAGAUUUCUUGGGAUGUCCAUCAUGAUACUACGUCAUAUAGGGUUGUACCAGUUGUCAGAGAUAAGCCACCAUAG
Molecule: messenger RNA, 723 nt
Organism: Ziziphus jujuba (common jujube)
Lineage: Eukaryota; Viridiplantae; Streptophyta; Magnoliopsida; Rosales; Rhamnaceae
Exons: 2
Coding region: 1-723 (240 amino acids)
Source: RefSeq, a predicted model, not a curated record